AUGGAGUUCGAGUUCUCCAGCACCGGCAAGCUGAGGUACGCCAACAACUCCAACUACAAAAACGACACGAUGAUCCGGAAGGAGGUGACGGUGAGCCAGUCCGUGCUGGACGAGGUCCGUCGAAUCAUCCAGGAGGCGGACAUCAUUGCGGAGGACGACCACAACUGGCCGGAGCCCGACCGCGUAGGGAGGCAAGAGCUUGAGGUGAAGCUGGGCAAGGAGCACAUCUCCUUCACGUGCUCCAAGAUCGGGUCGCUGUUGGACGUGCAAGAGAGCAAUGACCCAGAAGGGUUGCGCAUCUUCUACUACCUCAUCCAGGACCUCAAGUGCCUCGUAUUUUCCCUCAUCACUCUCCACUUCAAGAGUCGUUUGAAUUGGAAUGGUGGAUGAUUUAUUGUUGGCAUUGUUUUUUUUUAUUUUUGUCUGCCGUUUUAUCUGGCAAUGAUAGUCGUGACGGGGAUUUCUUUUUUCGUAGAUCGUACCUCGUACCGAGCAGGGGGGCUGUUUGGGGUGCUCGGCAGAGUAUACUGUCUACGGGGCCUCCGGGGGAUACGCGGAUGGUAUGUAUUGACGGACAUGCUGCAUGGCGAUGGUAGGCCACAAAGUCUUGCGUCAACCUUCUUUCUCUUUUGGCCACUGACGACGAGCUACCGCACCCAAAUAAAGGUACUGGGUAGAACAACGAACGGGAUUGAUUGUAAUAAUUCAUUGUGAAGACAACAACAACGGAACUAACUGCUGGGUUCGUCCAUGGAUAGUUUUUGCAGCACUUAUGAAGUACUAGUAAAUGUACAAACGACUUCUUCAUGGAUGAUGGAUGGGUAAUGAGAGGUUUCAAUUCAACUACUUGUUGUACU
Molecule: messenger RNA, 857 nt
Organism: Ectocarpus siliculosus
Lineage: Eukaryota; Phaeophyceae; Ectocarpales; Ectocarpaceae
Source: the annotation of a GenBank genome assembly